CUCGUUUUUUGAUUUUUUUUACUCUAUAUAUACUAAUACUAGUGUAGUGCAACACGGCAGAUGCUGAUCGACACCGCGAACGCAUUCGCAGGCCAACAAUCGCUCAAACGCCCGGCAGACCUAUUCCUCGUCCUCGUAUUCUCGACAUGCAACACGAUCGUCGUCUUCCUCCGCGAGCUACGCACAGUAAACGCUACAUACACCUCGCGCGCGGGCGGGAUCCACGAUUACAUUGUCGCGAACCCGGAAUCUGCGCUCGCGCAGAUGGUCGACCCCGAGAUCCAGCGGCAGAAAUUACGCAACGCGGCAAACAAUCUCGUGCAGACCUUCAUUCCUGCUCUCGACAUCAAACGAUCUCCGGUUGCACUACUUCUGCGAGAGAUUGUGUCUCGCCAGAUUCUUGAAGCGGUGGUUGACGCGUUUUCUGACCCCGAUGCGGUCAACAAGUGGAUUAUUUACCUAUUACAGAAAGAAGAGAAUAUCAAAGCUCUCGCGAACGAGAUGACGGAAGCGACGAAGAACGGGCCUGCGGCGGUUGCUGCCGCUAAGGAUUCGGUUCCCAACGCUCUCGAUCUUGAGAAUGCUGGGUUUUUACCACCCUCACCACCUGAAGAGUUUCAAGACGACUGUGACGGAGAUAAUGAGUCCAAAGCCUCUCAGCAGCAGCCGUCUAGUCGGGAGAACGACGCCGAGCACUCUAAUGGUCAAACUCCCGGCAGCGGAGGUACGGUUAGACGAGUUCCAAGGAAGCCAGUGGGUGUGGCAAAGGCUACAAGCAACGAUGAUCCCGACUCAUCGUUGUCUACGAACCCUGGCACGCCCGAGCGGCAGUCUAUGUCAAGCGCGCGUCCACCGACUACGUUUGACGAGAUGUUUUCGUCUCCCGAUUUUGCCAGCAGCUCAACAGAUUUAUCUCGCACUCGGAGUACAUCCUCGAUCGGCUCAACGCAUGCGGGCACUUCAGUAUCAUCGUCCAUGACGCCGUCCUCGUUCAGCCGGAGGCCUGCGAUAGAUUCACCGCCUCUGACCUUAUUCCAAUCGAACAUCAUGGUGAUUGAUUCGUCGGCGGACAAUAAUCAGUCGACGAAACCGUUGACGUCAAGACCAAUUGGGUUCUACACGCUUGUCAUUGAACCAGCUAGCAGUACAUCGCCUGGAUGGAUGGCGAUGCGGAAUAUCAGCGAUUUCGAAAAGCUGCAUACAGUAUUAUCAAAGCUGGCGGUGCUGGCGGGCUUGAAGAUGUUUCCCGAAGUGUUCCCCCCCUGGAACGGCGUGACGCGAGUAGAUUACUGCCAGACGCUGCAGUCAUACUUGCAGCUCGUUGUUAAUACCCGGGAGCUGGCCGAUUGCGAGGCAAUGAAGAAGUUUGUGGAUAAGAAGGAAACUACCUCGACAGCGGGCGAGAAACGCUGGCAGAAAAACCAGCUGUUCAAGCAUGCAGGCGAGGGUGUUUUAGACGCGAUCUCAAAGGCAACAAACGCGUCGUCUGCUAAAGAGUCACGGAAAGCGAUUCUCGGCGUGCUGGCGGCGGCAAAGAAGCAGUCGGUUGAGUCGAUAGGGCGAACGCGAGACAACGCGACAGCGGCAUCAAGUCGGGCAAGGCAGUCGUUUUUGUCGGGCGGACCAGAUUUCUCUGGGAUUGCGGCUAGCAUGCGACAGCUUACGAAUGGAGCGCAUAUCACAGGAGUUACGCCGGGACCGCAUCUGAUAGCAGACAGCGCGCCGGCGCUGAAUGGAUAUAGUCGCGAGGCGAGCGAGAGCUCGACGAGUCUUGCGAGCGCGGCGGAUAGUAUAUCAGCGGAAUACGCGCCGGUGUCGUCAGAGACUGAUAGCUACGCGAGCAAGCGGAGGUCGGUCGUGAGUACUGCAUCCGCAUCUACGCCGGCGUUGGGAGUGGUAGAUAGCGGAAACGCGCUACGAAGGACCGAGUCGCGCGCUUCUUCGGAAAUGGACAUGUCGGAGCCAGGCUCACCGCGGCCGUCGUUGUCUGCAGAUGCGGUAGAGUCGCGCCCGAGGGCGGCAAUUGACCACAGUGACGCACGGCGGUCGGCUAUCUUGGCCUCACAUCAGGAGCUUUCGCAGAGCGAGACGAACUCGCUGAUCGAUACGAUCUUUCUCGCGAUUUCCGAGCUGUAUCUGCUGUCAAAGGCGUGGAACGUGCGGCGGUCGCUUUUGACGAUGCUGCGCGGGCUGCUUUUGCGGAAUGGAUCGUCGUCGGUGGAGGGUAUCCGGCUUGCGAUCCAGAAGGAUAUAAUCGGCAAGUACUCGUCAGAAGAGGAGCUAGCGCGGAAGUUGAACGAUAUGAUCAACUCUGUGUGGCCGACGGAAGAAGAGCAAGCGCGACGAGAGAAGGAGAAAGCCGAGACAGACUCGGACGCGCUGCGAGCGGAAGCUAAGAAGAUGUUUAUGUCGCGAGCAGUGCCGGAUGCGAUUAAAAGUGUGAUGGGAGCAGCUGCGUCGUCUCAGGCUCUCGAGUAUGUGUUUGAUGUGCUGCAGGACCGUAAUAUAGUACGGGGGAUUGUGCUGGAUCUGUUGAUGGACAUCAUUACGACUGCGCUGAUGUGAAGCGUCUGUUGAUUGAGUCUUUUUCUUUUCUUUUCUCUUUUCAUUUUGUACAUUAAUAGGGAUUAUAAUAGCACCGUUUCAGCGAGGAUAGCAGUAGAGCAAACAGAAAGAUAAUCAAGAACGGCAGUGCUCGGAUUGGCCCG
Messenger RNA from Myxozyma melibiosi, 2708 nucleotides. RefSeq lists its product as uncharacterized. The transcript has a single exon. NCBI's taxonomy places the organism in Eukaryota, Fungi, Ascomycota, Lipomycetes, Lipomycetales, Lipomycetaceae. The record is from RefSeq and is a predicted model, not a curated record. The coding region runs from base 61 to 2565 and encodes 834 amino acids. Gene Ontology annotation, molecular function: phosphatidylinositol binding. Gene Ontology annotation, cellular component: intracellular membrane-bounded organelle.